AAACGUUCGCGGCGCACACAGCCAGCGUAAAAUGCGUGAGCAUCGGGCGGAAGACGGGCGAAAGGGUGAUUACGGGCGGCGACGACAAGAAGCUGCUCCUCUGGUCCACCCACGACCGCGAACCGCUGCUCAAGCUGAGUGGCAACACCAGCGCCGUGGAGAGCACACUGCUGAGCAGAUCGGAGGACCAGGCGAUCUCGGGCGUGCUGAGUGGCUCUGUGAAGCUGUGGGACCUCAACGAGGGCAAAGCCGUGCGCACCCUAACAGGCCACAGGGGGUCGGCCCUCUCGCUGGACUUCCACCCCUUUGAGCCGUUCUUUGCGUCGGGCUCCCAGGACUGCACUGCCCGCGUGUGGGACCCGAGGCAGAAGGAGGCAGUGCACGUGCUGAAGAACCAUGGGAAGGGCGUGGCGUGUGUGCGGUUUAGUCCGGAUGGGCAGUGGCUGAUGACAGGCGGGCAGGACUCGGUGAUCAAGCUGUGGGACGUGCAGGCGGGCAAGGUACUGCACGAGUUCAAGCACCACCACGACGCCGUCACCUGCCUCACCUUCCACCCGCACGAGCUGCUCCUUGCUAGCUGCUCCAGUGACCGCACAUGCAAGUUCUGGGACCUGGAGACGUUCGAGCUGGUGGGGUCUACAGGCACAGAGGCCAGUGGCAUGCGCUCACUAGCCUUCACUCCUGAUGGCCAAGCGCUGCUAGCCCCCUCUGCCGACUCACUCAAGGUGUGGGGGUGGGAGCCCGUGCGCUGCUUCGACACGGUCAGCGUGGGAUGGUCCAAGGUAGCUGACGUCAGCAUUCACGACGGCAGGCUGUACGGCGCCUCGUUCUCGCACACCUGCGUCAGCCUGUGGCACGUCGACCUCAUGCAAGUGGCGCCGUUUGGAUCGAGCGCGUCAGAGAGCACGGAGGAGGAGAGGAGCCUGUCAGGCACCACGAUGGGCCUGCCCCUCCCCGCCUCGCCCACCACCUCCACCGUCUCCUCCACUGUCUCCUCGGUGUCAACGCCUGUGCACUCCCGUGCACCGUGCUUCCAAGGUGGGUAA
This is a messenger RNA of Closterium sp. Naga37s-1, 1046 nucleotides long. The record is from the annotation of a GenBank genome assembly. NCBI's taxonomy places the organism in Eukaryota, Viridiplantae, Streptophyta, Zygnematophyceae, Desmidiales, Closteriaceae.